This is a messenger RNA of Amoebophrya sp. A120, 431 nucleotides long. The record is from the annotation of a GenBank genome assembly. Lineage: Eukaryota; Dinophyceae; Syndiniales; Amoebophryaceae.
UUCCAACCAGGGUCACGCACGACGCAGCCUUCGGGCAGGAGGCCGGCGCGCAAUUUCUACGCGCGCUACGGACUACGACGGCGGAUGAUCCGGAGCAUAUUGAACCGAGUGCGAGUAGUUCUCGCGCAGGACGACGACACCGUCGUACAGUACGUAACCAACGACGACUAUAUAAUAUUAACCAGCGACGCCUUGAAGGGACGGACGAAGACGUGUCGACACGACCAGGCGCAGAGGUCCCGACACACGAAGGCGGAAAAACUUCUUCUGUGUUGAGAACAACUUCUACCGGCGCAACUACUACUGAUGCCACCACGACGUCGACUUCAACGCGCCAAUCGAGGAACUACACUGGAACUACUGCUUUGCCGAGGACCACCACUGGGAAUUAUAGCAGGACUGAUUUAUCAUUAUCAUUAUCUACUCCGCCG